Molecule: messenger RNA, 1529 nt
Organism: Paramecium sonneborni
Lineage: Eukaryota; Ciliophora; Oligohymenophorea; Peniculida; Parameciidae
Source: the annotation of a GenBank genome assembly
AUGAAAUAUGUUACAAAAAUAAAAAGGAAUAAAACUUUGAUAGAAUCAAAAUAAAAAAAUUAUUCGGGUAUUGAAAGUAAAAUAAAAGGGCGUAAACUCCCCAAAAAUAUAAUAACAAUAUUCAUAGAUGCUGUUUCAAGAGCAAGAUAUAUUCAAAAGCUUAAGAAAUCAUCUAAAUGGUUUGAUUAAUAAGCUUAAAAUUAUAAGGAUACUCACCAAAUGUUUUAAGCUUUCAGAUAUAUGUCUGUAGGAAUCAAUACUUCUCCUAAUUUUUAUGGUUUGAAUAUGGUAUAGCUUAUGAAUUAGGAAAACUAUCUAAAAAUUCGCGUUGGAAUACUACUGAUGGUGAUGAAAACAUCGAAUUAAACUCAGAUGGCACACCAAUAUUUAAAGCUGAAAAUUUAGAAAAAUAUAAGAGUAUAACUAAAACUCUAUCAGACGCUGGAUAUAUCAUAGCUAAAUCAAGAACAAUAUGUGGAACUGCAAUUACUGAGCAUGAUCCACAAGAUGCUACUGUAGUCUAAACUUAACCAAUUGAUCAUGAGUUUGUAAGUGCAAUAUGUGAUCCUAAUUAUCUUCCUCCAAAUAAUCCUUUUGGUAUUUUAUAAGGACCUUAUAGUAUUUUUAAAAAAUGUCUCGAUGGAUAAGAAGUCAAUCAAUAUGUUUUUAAUUAUGGAAAAGAUUUCUUAUAAACUUAUCAUGACGUACCCAAGUAUCUAGAGAUGUACUUUUUGGAUGGUCAUGAAGGAACUGGUGAUGUGAUAAAUUAUUUUGAUGAUCCAUUAUACAAUUUUCUGAAUUGGUUAGUUGACAAUAACCAUCAUAAGGACUAUUAUAUAAUGAUGGUAUCUGAUCAUGGUUUACAUAUGUAGGGUUUAUAUUAUUUGAUGAGAUCUAAAAUAUAUGACAUUGAGGUGGCUCUGCCAGGUCUUUUGAUUUUGCUUGACAAAAAUUUAAUUGAUGAAAAAGAAAGAAAAGCGUAAUCAAUAAUUUAUAAUUUUAGUUUAGAAGAAAACUAACAAAAAGUGGUUACUUCAUUUGAAAUUCACUACACCUUGUAAUUCUUUACUUCAGAAGCCCAAAUUGAUAAUAGUCUUUUUUCAUCAAAAAUACUCGAAAAUAAUGUCGAGACAUACCAACACAACAUGAUUAAUUUUGCGCUUGUAUCAAAUAGAAAUGAUUAAAAUUAAUUUAAAUCAUAUUAAUUGAGCUCAUCAAAUAUUUAUGUCAAUUUACAAAUUAAUUUGAAUCUCGCUAUGUAGUCAUAAAAUAUUUUAUUCUAGCUAAUUUUAUCAAGAUCAUUUAAAAAUUAAUUUAUAGAAAAUAUAAAUUAACAAAGUUUUUAAUUAUAGGCUAAGAUAAUGUCUUGUAAUAAUUUAUUCAAAUUACUAAAUUAUAAAAAAAUCGAAAAUGAUUCUAAAUAAUUAAUGCAUUCAUAUAAAGAUUUGAAUAUUUAAGAAAAAUUACAAUCAGAAAAUACUGCUUACAGAGAAUUAAAAAUAAUGAAGUUUAUAAUUAUAAAAGUAUGA